Messenger RNA from Phacochoerus africanus (Common warthog), 1085 nucleotides. RefSeq names its product gem nuclear organelle associated protein 6 (gene GEMIN6). Gene Ontology annotation, molecular function: RNA binding. NCBI's taxonomy places the organism in Eukaryota, Metazoa, Chordata, Mammalia, Artiodactyla, Suidae. The coding region runs from base 289 to 816 and encodes 175 amino acids. The transcript has 3 exons. Gene Ontology annotation, biological process: spliceosomal snRNP assembly; spliceosomal complex assembly. Gene Ontology annotation, cellular component: SMN complex; nucleus. The record is from RefSeq and is a predicted model, not a curated record.
CUCCACUCAAGAGAUUCCUUCCUUCCGGCGUGGUUGCUCAGGGUCGGUUGCUGCCAGAAGUUUUAAUUGGUAUUUUCCUCGUUUGUCAGGAUUAAAUGUUAAGUAUCACCUGGUUUGAGUACAGCUCUGAGAAUCCUGCUGAUACGGGUUAGGCCAGGGAAUCAGCUCUAGAGCCUAGCUGCUGCCCCUUCGUUUACGCAUCCUCCAAACAAAUUUUAAAUUGAAAUUGUCAUUUUCCGGAGGCCUCUCCCUGGCGGGAUCCAGCGGAGGAACAGAACCAGAGAGGAAAUGUGUGGAUCUAGCCAGCUGGCAGCCAUGAAUGAAUGGAUGAAGAAAGGCCCCUUAGAAUGGCAAGAUUACACUUACAAAGAAGUCAGAGUGACAGCCAGUGAGAAGGAGUAUAAAGGAUGGGUUUUAACCACAGACCCAGUCUCUGCCAAUAUUGUCCUCGUGAACUUCCUUGAAGAUGGCAGCAUGUCUGUGACCGGAAUCAUGGGACAUGGUGUGCAGACUGUCGAAAUUGUGAAUGAAGGGGACCAUAAGGUGAGAGAGAAAUUGAUGCAUUUGUUCAUGUCCGGAGACUGCAAGGCAUACAGCCCAGAAGAUCUGGAAGAGAGAAAGAACAGCCUGAAGAAAUGGCUGGAGAAGAACCACAUCCCCAUCACUGAACAGGGAGAUUCACGAAGGACUCUCUGUGUGGCUGGGGUCUUGACUAUAGACCCCCCAUAUGGUCCAGAAAAUUGCAAUAGUUCUAAUGAGAUUAUUUUGUCCCGUGUUCAGGAUCUUAUUCAAGGACAUCUUGCAGCUUCCCACUGAAAGGCUGAGAACUGUAGGUGCACUGACUGAAAUAAGACUUCCUCUUUUGGAAAGUCUUUGUUGUUUUUGCUGAAAUAAAAGAUAUGGAUCAUGAGUGCUAAUAAGUAAACCAGGCAGGAUGGCACCUCAAACAAAACUAAAACAGGGACAUCAGAAUUAUGAGUCUUUUCUUGUGAUGGGGAUACACCUCCAUUUUUGUUAGACAAGAAAUGUAUUCGGAAAAGAUGGAACAUGUUAAAUUUGUUAUAAAAUUCAAAGUUAAAAUACAA